Molecule: messenger RNA, 1996 nt
Organism: Annulohypoxylon truncatum
Lineage: Eukaryota; Fungi; Ascomycota; Sordariomycetes; Xylariales; Hypoxylaceae
Product: glycosyltransferase family 69 protein
Exons: 2
Coding region: 100-1851 (583 amino acids)
Source: RefSeq, a predicted model, not a curated record
CAUAAAGACAAUAGCCUUAGUUGUGCUACAUGCACACGGACCGGAGUUGGGUCUACCUAAUUAGUUUCGUCCUUUCGAUUUAAUGCUCGAUCGCAUUCAAUGCCUGGCUCUACAACACAAGAGAAACGGUUAAGCCUUUUAGACGAUGAUGAGGCUCAGGCCUCGGCUUCCUCUUCUACCGCCCUCCUCGGAGAAGAUGCAGGCAAGGAUAUAGAGACCGGACGACCAGAAGACUCGACAUGGUCUACGCAAACGUGGGACGGCCGGUUACUUCUAUGGUGCCUAUCUCGAUUGAGAACCAUUCGAAGGAAGGUUAAGAGACACCCGGCAAGUUUUGCUGCCGUUUUGCUCAAAUAUACUAUUUGGGUAAUAUGCAUACUAUUAAUAGGAACGCCGAUUUUUGCUCCGUCAUACACACGACUCCCUCAACAUUUUCGAGAUCUAGAAUCCAGGUGUCAGGGACCUCUUCGAGCACCGGGAUGUGCAAACCUCCAUAACGAGAAGAUCUUUAUUAGCGUUUCCUUAUAUGAUAAGGAAGGUCACCUAGCGAAUGGUUUCUGGGGCGAGAGCUUGUUGGAACUCAUUCACCUACUAGGACAUGACAACGUUUUUCUAAGUAUAUACGAGAACGAUAGCGGUCCAGAAGGCGCCACCGCCCUUGAAAGCUUGAGACGACAGCUCAGGUGCAAAAAUGCCAUCGUCAACGAUCCACAUGUGCCUAUCACGGACUUUCCAACAGUCAAACUUCCCGACGACACCUCCCGAGUGAAGCGUCUAGCCUACUUGUCUGAAAUGCGGAAUCGGGCCCUGCGACCUCUCGACCGCUUCGACCCCAGCAUAGGGACGGAGCAAUAUGAUAAGAUCUUGUUCCUUAAUGACGUAACUUUUCAUCCGAUUGAAGCAGCGCACCUGCUUUUCAGCACCAAUGUCGAGUCAGAUGGGCGUGCGCAUUAUUUGUCGGCAUGCGCUGUCGAUUUCUGGACACCGCUCAAAUUCUACGAUUUAUAUGUCACCCGUGAUUACGAAGGUUAUUCUGCUGGGAUGCCCUUUUGGCCGGUCUUCCUCAAUGUCGGCGAGGGUGUAUCGCGGGCUGCCAUGGUUGGUCAGAAAGAUGCCGUUCCCGUUCAGGCUUGCUGGAGUGGUAUGGUGGCGAUGCAGGCGAAACAUGUGCAAAAUAUGAACGAAUCCUUACCGAGCUCCCAUUUCCAGGACAUUAGCAGUUAUGUCAUCGAUCCUGCGAGGCCACAUAACGUCACCUCUCCAGUCCGAUUUCGUUACGAACCAGAGGUCUUCUUCGAAGCCUGCGAGUGCUGCCUUUUCCAUGCCGACGUAGCCCAGGUAUCUAGAAAAGCCGGAGAAGAGGAAUUGGGGAUAUAUAUGAAUCCAUACGUACGAGUCGCAUACACAGAAAAGACGCUUUCUUGGCUACCUUGGGUCAAGAGAUGGGAACGACUAUUUACCAUCCCACAUGCUAUAAUCUCGUGGUUCAUGUCACUGCCCACUUACAACCCACAUCGCACGGUCCAAGAGGGCGAGACCUUCACAGAGGAGAUAUGGAUGGGUGAAGGCAAUACUGGCCAUUGGCAGUUAGUGCAGCGACAGGGUCGAAACGGGAUGUUCUGUGGCGUUAGAGAAAUGCAAGUUAUAAAACUUGAUGAGCGCGACGGAGACAAGAACUGGGAAAAUAUCAAGAUCCCUGCUGGCCAGGUAACACGAUUUCCGACCGAACACGGAGAAGUACAACGGUCAGGCGAGAAGUGGGAUCCGAUGGUGAGCUGGAGAGUUAGAGAGGAGGCCGAGAAAGCACGAAAGAAGCAGCAACAACAGCACCAACUUCCAUCCCUCUCAUGAUAUUCAGCACAUUAAGCUAUAUUGUUGACGAAUACCCCCAGUGUCUAACUAAACGUUUCCAUCCCACCAUUAUUAAGCCACGGCGGACAUUGUAUUAAGUUGGAUUAGGUACAUCCUUCAGGAUAUGACUAUUGGUCAGCAUUUG